CAAUGUCUCUGGAUGAUCUAUAAAAGGCUUACGAGUCUCUCAUUCAUCUUCAUCUCCAAGCUAGCUAGUUCUUACCUUUCUUCUGUAAUACUCAACAAAACAAACGAGCUAAGAAAGAGGAGGAGAGAUAGAGUAAUGGCGAUCAAGAACCUUCUUGUCCUUGCGGUUCUUCUGAGCGUUAUUGGAGUUUCAGUUGCUAACCCUAAGGGUCUUGACCUUAACUACUACAAACACCGGUGUCCUGAUGCAGAAGCCAUUGUACGUCGUACCACAGUUCAGUAUGUUUCUCGCCAGACGAGCCUUGCUGCCGCACUUCUAAGGAUGCAUUUUCAUGAUUGUUUCGUCAGAGGAUGUGAUGGUUCCAUUCUUCUGAAAUCUCCAACCAAGGAUGCAGAAAGAGAUGCUAUCCCUAACUUGUCUGUUAGAGGCUACGAAGUGGUCGAUGCUGCCAAGGCAGCCCUAGAGAAGAAGUGUCCCGGUGUGGUUUCUUGUGCUGAUGUUCUUGCCUUAGUCGCCAGAGACGCAGUCUUAGUGAUCAACGGACCAUGGUGGCCGGUUCCAUUGGGCAGGAGGGAUGGACGCAUCUCAAGAAAAUCUGAGGUUAAUUUACCAUCCCCAUUCGCCGGAAUAGCUGCAUUGAAAAAGAACUUCUUCGACAAGGGUCUUAACACUAAAGACCUAGUCGUUCUCUCAGGAGCUCACACCAUUGGGAUAUCAAACUGCGGUCUCAUUAACAGCCGUAUCUACAACUUCACCGGGAAAGGCGAUUUUGAUCCUUCAAUGAACCCUAGCUACGUUAGGGCAUUGAAGAAAAGGUGCAAGCCAACUGAUUUCAGGACCUCAUUGGAGAUGGACCCAGGCAGUGUCAAGAAGUUUGACUCUCACUACUUUAACAUUGUGGCUCAGAAGAAGGGUUUGUUUACAUCUGACUCAACACUUCUUGAUGACGCUGAGACCAAAACGUACAUUGACACGCAAGUUUCUACUGCUGGAUCCUCAUUCAACAAAGAUUUCUCCGAGUCAAUGGUUAAACUCGGGUUCGUUGAAAUCCUCACCGGGAACAAGGGAGAGAUCAGGAGGAAAUGUGCCUUCGUGAACUGAGUUUCAUCAACAUAAUAUAAGAGCUCUCUCUCUCUUUUGAUGAUUGAUUCAAAAUUUUCUCAAUAAUUAUUUGUAUCGUAUGUUUUUUCCUUCCUUCAAGUCUGUUUUCAGGACAAGAGUAUUUCAUUUUUCUUUGUAUGAUGUUUUGGAAUCUCAAGUUUCUUUGAAUAUUUUUUUUUUUUU
Molecule: messenger RNA, 1284 nt
Organism: Brassica napus (rape)
Lineage: Eukaryota; Viridiplantae; Streptophyta; Magnoliopsida; Brassicales; Brassicaceae
Product: peroxidase 1-like
Exons: 4
Coding region: 13-1101 (362 amino acids)
Biological process (GO): response to oxidative stress; hydrogen peroxide catabolic process
Cellular component (GO): plant-type cell wall; plasmodesma
Molecular function (GO): peroxidase activity; heme binding
Source: RefSeq, a predicted model, not a curated record